UGCUAUUGUUAGAUGCUCAAGGCACCAAGAAAAUCUUUGACACUUGAGAUAUUAGUGUUUUUUUUUUUUGGAAAGAAAAGCUAUAAAUUUGCAAUGGCAACUACUAGAUUUUUUAUAAUUUUAAUUUUUAUGAUAUUCACAACUACUGGAUCAGCAUCCUCUGGGUUGGACGAAAUGGUGACUGUUCUUAGCAUUGAUGGAGGAGGCAUUAAAGGAAUUAUUCCGGCUACUAUUCUUGCUUUUCUUGAAGGCGAACUUCAGGAAUUGGACCACAAUAAAGAUGCAAGAAUUGCAGAUUACUUCGACGUAAUUGGAGGAAUAAGUACAGGAGGCUUAUUGACUACUAUGAUAACUGCUCCAAAUGAAAAUAAUCGUCCCUUAUUUGCUGCCAAAGAUAUUACACCGUUUUACUUUGAAAAUGGACCUAACAUUUUUCCACCUGGUGCCUGGCCUCCAAUUUUGGGCCCAAAAUAUGAUGGAAUAUAUUUUCACCAAAUUCUUCAAGAAGUGCUGGGAGAAACUCGUUUGCAUCAGGCUUUGACAGAAGUCGCCAUCGCAUCCUUUGACAUCAAGACCCUUCAGCCAGUAAUAUUCACUAAGGCAGCAUUAGCAAAGUCUCCUCAAUUGGAUGCUAAGAUGUCAGACAUUUGUUAUUCCACUGCGGCAGCUCCUACUUAUUUUCCUCCUUAUAACUUUACGACUGUUGAUGCUAAUGGAAAGCAGUAUCAAUUCAACAUGGUUGAUGGUGCUGUUACAGCUGCCAGUCCGGCUGUAGUAGCCGUUACCGCAGCAGUGAGACGUGCGACGGAAGGGGAUCCAGCAUACCGCUCUAUUAAGUCAUUGAACUUCAAAAAUAUUUUGGUCAUCUCAUUAGGAACAGGUGAUAGUACAGAUAUUGAUACUCCAGAAUCAUACACAGCAGAAGAGGCAGCUAAAUGGGGUGCUUUUGACUGGCUAUGGCAUAACAAUACCAGCCCUUUACUUAAAGGGAUAGUUUCAGCAAGUUCAUAUAUGGGUGAUUAUUACUUGGCCACUAUCUUUCAGGCUCUUGAUUCAGAAAAGAAUUACCUCAGGGUUCAA
Molecule: messenger RNA, 1080 nt
Organism: Capsicum annuum
Lineage: Eukaryota; Viridiplantae; Streptophyta; Magnoliopsida; Solanales; Solanaceae
Product: patatin-07
Biological process (GO): lipid metabolic process
Molecular function (GO): monoacylglycerol lipase activity; glycerophospholipase activity
Source: RefSeq, a predicted model, not a curated record